CAUCCAUUCGUUUAAAUAACUCGCCGACCUACCAGAACCCACGUACUAUUCAAUCAUUACAAUAUCAUCGCAUCCACAAUGUCCUCCACCACCACAACAGCAGCCUCCACCUGUACCGGGUCAGCAAUGUACGAACUUCCCAUAAAGGACGCAGCAUGCGGGACACCAAACAACAAAGACAAAGACUACAAGUCCCUCUUCUCAGACUGCGCCGCCCCCGCCGCCGUCCGCACCUACCACGAUGACUGUGCUCUCUACGCCCCUGCACUGGAUCAAUCCAUCCAGAGUCUCACCGAUUGUCUCUAUGAUGCGGGUGUGAAGUGGGAGGAUGUCUGGUGCUCGGGGAACACCAGUGCCUCUGCGACUGGGACGGCAUAUCCCACUGCCACUGCUACGUCUAAGGAGGAGUCUAGCUCGACUUCUACUUCUAAGGGUUCAGAGGAGACGGACGGAAAGGAGACGGACGCUGAUACAAACGGGGCAACGUCUGGGCGUUUGGGACUUUCUGGGGCUGUGGUCUGGGGGCUGUUCGGGCUUCAGGCUGUUGGUGCUGGGAUGAUGAUGUUUUAGUGACUGUCGUUUCUGUGCUGAUUUGUAGUAUAUAACUCGC
Molecule: messenger RNA, 610 nt
Organism: Aspergillus versicolor CBS 583.65
Lineage: Eukaryota; Fungi; Ascomycota; Eurotiomycetes; Eurotiales; Aspergillaceae
Exons: 1
Coding region: 79-570 (163 amino acids)
Source: RefSeq, a predicted model, not a curated record